AAAAACCACUAUUGGUGGUUCAGCUCAGAAUUUGCCUCAGAAUUCACACAAUCAAGCCUCUGUGCUCUACAACAGACCUCCUCCUUCCCCCACAGACUCACAGAAGCAGGAUGCGUUUGGUGGGGACUUUGGUUCUCUUUUUGGCCCUGCUGCAUCUUUCUGCCUCUCUGCUGUUGGGAGCCUUCAACAUCAGGUCAUUUGGAGACAAGAAGUCCUCCAACACAACUCUGAUGAACAUCAUUAGCACGAUUGUCCACCGCUAUGACAUCAUUCUGAUCCAGGAAGUCAGAGACUGCGAUCUGUCAGCAACCAAAAGACUCAUGCAGCAUAUCAACAACGCUUCACCUCAGUUCAGGUACAGCCACAUUGUCAGUGAGCCCCUGGGUCGCAGCUCCUAUAAGGAGAGAUACCUCUUCCUCUACAGGGAGCAGACGGUGUCCGUGGCUAAAAACUACACCUACGAUGACGGCUGUGAGCCCUGUGGGACAGACACCUUUAACAGAGAGCCCUUCGUCGUCAUGUUCUCCUCCAAAAAUACUGCUGUGAAGAACUUUGUUCUGAUCCCCCAGCACACAUCUCCAGACUUCGCAGUGAAGGAAGUGAACGCUCUCUACGAUGUGGUGGCAGAUGUUCGCACCCGCUGGAACACCAAUGACAUCGUGCUGCUGGGCGACUUCAACGCAGGAUGCAGUUAUGUGACGGGCUCAGAAUGGCAGCAGAUCCGCCUCUUCACCGACAAGAGUUUCCACUGGCUGAUCACCAACGAGGCCGACUCCACAGUGUCACACACUAAGUGCCCAUACGACAGGAUUGUGGUCACUACAGACAUGGUGAGUGGAGUGGUGCACGGCAGUGCUCGGGUCUACGACUACAUGAUGGACUUGAAUCUUAGCGAGAGUCUGGCAUUGGCAGUCAGUGACCAUUUCCCUGUGGAGAUGAAGCUGAUUGGCCAGGCUCCUGCUGCCUGAAUCAUGACCACCACAUCUGUUAAUCAGACCUCCUGGCUGAAUCUGUAUUAUGAUCAUUCAGUGGGGGAACUCUCCCCAACCACACAGCAAUGAAUGACAAGACUGAAAAAUAAACAAAUAUGCCAAAUUA
Molecule: messenger RNA, 1098 nt
Organism: Micropterus dolomieu (smallmouth bass)
Lineage: Eukaryota; Metazoa; Chordata; Actinopteri; Centrarchiformes; Centrarchidae
Gene: dnase1
Product: deoxyribonuclease I
Exons: 9
Coding region: 111-968 (285 amino acids)
Biological process (GO): DNA catabolic process
Cellular component (GO): nucleus
Molecular function (GO): DNA nuclease activity
Source: RefSeq, a predicted model, not a curated record